Yamadazyma jaroonii is the source of this 1113-nucleotide messenger RNA. The record is from the annotation of a GenBank genome assembly. NCBI's taxonomy places the organism in Eukaryota, Fungi, Ascomycota, Pichiomycetes, Serinales, Debaryomycetaceae.
AUGUCAACUAAAACUAUCACAUUAUUACCAGGUGACCACGUAGGUACCGAAAUUAUCGAAGAAGCCGUUAAGGUUCUUAAAGCUAUCGAAGCCAACUCCCCUAAAAAUGUCAAAUUCGAAUUCCUCCAUCAUUUAAUUGGUGGGGCUGCUAUCGACGCUACUGGUGAACCAUUACCUGAUGCCAGUUUAGAAGCAGCUAAAAAAUCUGAUGCUGUAUUAUUAGGGGCUGUAGGUGGUCCUAAAUGGGGUACCGGUAAGGUCAGACCUGAACAAGGUUUAUUAAAGAUCAGAAAAGAACUUAAUUUAUAUGCCAAUUUAAGACCAUGUAACUUUGUAUCUGAAAAAUUGUUAGAAUUAAGUCCCCUUCGUCCUGAAAUUGUUAAGGGAACCAACUUCACUGUUGUCAGAGAAUUAGUUGGAGGUAUUUAUUUCGGUCAAAGAUUAGAAAAAGAAGAUAGUGAAGAUAAAGCUACUGCUUGGGAUACAGAACAAUACACUGUUGAAGAAGUUCAAAGAAUUACUAGAAUGGCUGCUUUCAUGGCUUUACAACACAACCCUCCAUUACCAAUUUGGUCUUUAGAUAAGGCUAAUGUGUUAGCAUCUUCCAGAUUAUGGCGUUCAGUAGUUGAUGCCACCAUUGCUGAAGAAUUCCCUCAAUUACUGGUUCAACAUCAAUUGAUUGAUUCAGCUGCUAUGAUUUUGAUUCAAAGUCCUUCGAAAUUAAACGGUAUCAUCAUUACUUCAAAUAUGUUUGGUGAUAUCAUUUCUGAUGAAGCUUCAGUUAUUCCUGGUUCAUUAGGAUUACUUCCAUCAGCUUCUUUAGCUUCAUUACCAGAUACCAACAAAGCCUUUGGUUUAUAUGAACCAUGUCAUGGUUCUGCCCCAGACUUACCAGCUAAUAAGGUCAAUCCAGUAGCUACUAUCUUAUCUGUAGCUAUGAUGUUGAGAUUAUCUUUAGAUAUGUUGAAGGAAGCCGAAGCUUUAGAAAAGGCUGUUGGUGAAGUUAUCGAUCAAGAUAUCAGAACUGCUGACUUAAAAGGUACUAGUAGUACCCAAGAAGUUGGAGAUGCUGUUGCUGAAGCUGUGGGAAGAAUUUUAAGAGAAUCUGCUUAA